GACAAGAAGUGGGAGGCGACGACACUGCACAGUGCAGCUCAGGCUUGCUUGAGGCUUCGUCUUCACGAGGAGGCUUUGACAAAGGUCACAGAGAGUUCCACCAUACUGGAUGACAUGGGCGAGCAUGCUGAGAGGGCUACAAUCCUUCAGACAGCUCUUGAGAUCCUCAUGGCCAAGGGCGACAGCCGCGCUUCUCUGGAGGUUUCCCAGGAGAUCCGACGACUGACGAAGGAGAUUGGCAAGCGCUCCCGAGAGGCGAACGCCAUGCUUAUGGAAGGGCAGAUCCAACACACCUUAGGGCAGUUCGAUUCAGCGCUGCGCCUGGCGCAAGAAGCCCAGGUGAUAUUUCAACAGAUUGGGGACAAGAAGGGUGAGGGCCUCAGCUGGAGCGUCGUGUCAGAGGUCCAGAAGAACAUGGGCGAGAAGGCCGAUGCUCUGAAAGCCUGCCGCACCACCCAGACCCUCUACCAGCAAGUGGGCGACAAACGUUCACAGGCUUACGCGAAGAAGAGCAGUACCACGCUCUUCGUGGCGCAGAGCUGCGAUGACGAGGCGGUUCAUUCUGCGAACGAGGCUUUGACCCUGGCGCGGGCCUCCGGCGACAUGAAAGCGGAGGUCGAGAUGCUGAACUUGGUGGCCCAAGCCACGCUGAACAGCAUUAUCAAGCGCAGCCAGGAGAUGGCAGACGAAGACGCCAUUCUUCACAUCAUGCAGAGGGAGGCAUGGCCUUGCCCUGGACUCAUUUGCAUAGCAGCGCAGCGCGAUAAGAUGUCUCCUGUCAGCAUUACCGCCGACAAAACCCCAAAUGCAGCUGCAAACAGCGAUAUUUCUAGUCGGCCGCGGCCGGGACAGAUGGGGACAGGACAUUUGAAGGAUCGGACCUGGUCAAAGCUGUCGAAGCAGUCCCGCUUGCAAAUCCGUUCUCUGCCAGGCUGGCAACGGGCCGUGCAGGUUUUUGCGGCUCAAGUCGCCAGUGCUUCUUGCUAUUUACGAAGGAUGUAG
Symbiodinium necroappetens is the source of this 1002-nucleotide messenger RNA. NCBI's taxonomy places the organism in Eukaryota, Dinophyceae, Suessiales, Symbiodiniaceae. The record is from the annotation of a GenBank genome assembly.